Aspergillus alliaceus is the source of this 1707-nucleotide messenger RNA. Its product is annotated as FAD-dependent oxidoreductase. The record is from RefSeq and is a predicted model, not a curated record. Lineage: Eukaryota; Fungi; Ascomycota; Eurotiomycetes; Eurotiales; Aspergillaceae. Gene Ontology annotation, molecular function: FAD binding; oxidoreductase activity. The transcript is spliced from 2 exons. The coding region runs from base 1 to 1692 and encodes 563 amino acids.
AUGUUUGGCCAAGCCACAGGGUUGUCGCUCUUCACGGGUCUCCUGGCCGUGUGCCCGGCAAUCGCAGUGGCUUCUAAUUGUCGCUGCUUCCCCGGUGAUGCCUGCUGGCCCUCCCAGGAUGCUUGGGCGAAAUUUAAUCAGUCAAUUGACGGCCGGCUGGUAGCCACGGUGCCUUUGGGUACUCCGUGCCACGAUCCUAAUUACAACGAAGCCGAAUGCAAGAAGCUACGCGAGGGAUGGACACUUCCAGAGCUUCACUAUGAAACCCCGUCUUCUAUUAUGGCUCCCUGGUUUGCCAAUGAUACCUGUGAUCCUUUCCACCCCGAAUCAAAGCCUUGCACCCUCGGCAACUAUGUGGUUUACGCGGUUGACGUGGCUAAGCCUGAGCAUGUCUCUACGGCGUUGAAAUUCGCCAAAGAACAUAACAUUCGUGUGAUCCCCCGCAACACCGGACAUGACUAUAAUGGCAAGUCUACCGGAGCCGGCUCCCUGGCUAUCUGGAUGCACCAUCUCAAGGACAUUGAAAUCAAGGAAUACAAGGACAAGCAUUACCAAGGAAAGGCCAUCAAGAUGGGCGCAGGUGUGCAAGGCUCCGAAGCGUACGCGGCCGGCGAGAAAGCGGGUCUCCAGGUGGUGGGCGGCGAGUGUCCAUCGGUGGGAGUCGCUGGAGGUUAUUCCCAGGGUGGAGGCCAUUCGGCCCUGUCCUCGCGGUACGGCCUUGGCGCGGACCAGGCGCUGGAGUGGGAGGUGAUUGAUGGCAAGGGUAAUUUUAUUACCGCUACUCGCGACAACGAGCAUUCCGACCUUUAUUGGGCACUCAGCGGUGGUGGUAGUGGCACCUAUGGUGUUGUGUGGUCGCUGACAUCCAAGGCGCACCCUGGCACGCCCGUUUCCGGUUUGAACUUGACCUUCACCAAUGAAGGCAUCUCCCAAGAUACCUUCUAUAAGACCGUGUCGCUCUGGCAGUCCGUUCUGCCAUCCGUCGUGGAUGCUGGUGCUAUGGCCAUUUGGAUGUUCACCAACACCACUUUCGCCAUCUCACCGUUGACUGGCCCUAACAUCCCCGUUGCAGACCUGGAGAAGCUCGUACAGCCCUUCACCGAUGGUUUGACCAAGCUGGGAAUCACCUAUAAGACCUAUUCGGAGCAGUUCGAUAGCUACCUGGCCCAGUUCAAUGGCAUGCAGAGCCCGAUUGAGGUGGGCAUCGCCCAGUACGGUGGAUGGCUGAUCCCUCGGUCGGUGGUGGAAACCAACAACGAGGGACUCACUGCCGCAUACAGGCACAUCACCGAGGACGGAGCCACCUUUAUCGGCGUGGGCCUGAACGUGUCCAAGACGUUGGUGGGGGAUGUGGACAACGCGGUACUGCCCGCUUGGCGCGAGACCCUGAUCCACAGCACCAUCACAACUCCCUGGAAGUGGAACGCCAGGGCCGAAAUGCUCGCCGAGCAGAACAAAAUGACGGACGAUUACAUCCCGGCAUUGACCAAGGUUGCUCCCAAUUCUGGUGCCUACAUGAAUGAGGCCGACUUCCGCCAACCCAACUUCCAAAAGUACUUCUACGGGGACAAUUAUGCGGCCCUGCGCAAGAUCAAGACCAAGUACGACCCGGAUAACCUGUUCUAUGCCACUACCGCCGUUGGAUCAGAUGAGUGGACUGUUCGUGAGGACGGACGUUUGUGCCGUGCCUAAGGCUAAGGUGGGAGC